UCGUCUUCCCUCUUUCCCUCCACACCUUCUCUCUCCACAACUUCCAUCAACCUCACUUUGGCCCCGUCUUUUUCUUCUGCAACGCUCUCAUUCACAUGGGACGAUGUCUUUCGCGUAUCUGAAUCUCAAUCUGCCGCACAACCCCGCUCUCGUUAUCUCCAAGGCUUCUCCCACAAAGUUCAACUAUGCAAUCGUGCUUCUGAGAAACAAUCUGAAUUCCUUCCAUUUGUCAUUGAGGACCACGUUGUCGGAUUCAUUCACAAUGGGUUUGUGGAGCAUUUGAGGGGCUUUGGCGAAGUAUUUGUUUUCCCGAAAGAUAAAUAUAAUGGAUGCCCCAAUGGUGAAAUUGUUUCUUUGCAUCCAUUGCUGAAGACAACUGAGGAAAGAACCAGUGCAGUUGGAUAUGUAGUAGAGCGUUUGGGAGAGGAGCAGAUUCCAGGUAUACGGAACGAGCUUUACCCCGUGACAUCAUCAUUUGGGGCACCCAUUUUCUUUUCAUUAGAGCGUGCUGCAGCUCCCUAUUUUGGCAUAAAGGCUUAUGGAGUUCAUAUGAAUGGCUAUGUGGAGGUGGACGGGGAGAAGCACCUGUGGGUAGGGAAAAGAAGUGACACGAAACAGACAUAUCCUGGAAUGCUUGAUCAUCUAGUUGCAGGAGGACUGCCGCACGGAAUUGAUUGUCAGGAGAAUCUUGUAAAGGAAUGUGAAGAGGAAGCAGGAAUACCUAGAUCUAUCUCUAUCAAAGCCAUACCUGUCGGUGCUGUUUCAUAUAUGGACAUUGAUGGGUUUAGAUUCAAGAGAGAUGUUCUAUUCUGUUAUGAUCUAAAACUUCCAAAAGAUUUUGUACCUAAAAAUGAAGAUGGAGAAGUUGAUAGCUUCAAGUUGAUCCCUAUUAAGCAAGUUGCAGAAGUAAUACGCGACACACAGUUUUUCAAGCCGAAUUGCUCUCUUGUAAUCAUUGACUUCCUGUUUCGACAUGGAUACAUCUGCCCUGAAUAUCAUGGAUAUUUGGAUCUCCUACGAAGCUUAAGAAUAGGAGACUGCUCCUGACUCAAAGCAUCAUGACU
Molecule: messenger RNA, 1064 nt
Organism: Cajanus cajan (pigeon pea)
Lineage: Eukaryota; Viridiplantae; Streptophyta; Magnoliopsida; Fabales; Fabaceae
Source: RefSeq, a predicted model, not a curated record